Macrobrachium nipponense is the source of this 2177-nucleotide messenger RNA. It is a transcript of the gene Bmcp, whose product is annotated as mitochondrial uncoupling protein Bmcp-like. The transcript has 9 exons. The record is from RefSeq and is a predicted model, not a curated record. Gene Ontology annotation, biological process: transmembrane transport. NCBI's taxonomy places the organism in Eukaryota, Metazoa, Arthropoda, Malacostraca, Decapoda, Palaemonidae. The coding region runs from base 181 to 1092 and encodes 303 amino acids. Gene Ontology annotation, molecular function: transmembrane transporter activity.
UUCUUCGCUCCCGACCUCAGUCGGCAAAGAAACACUGAAGAGAGAACAUCGCACGCAUAAUUUUAUCUUGUGUUAUAAACAGUAUACCUUAUCUGUGUGAUUUUCGCCAUACCUUAGAUUUCUAUAUUUUUUCCUUACGUAGCGGCAUCACAUUUUUCUUUGAGGCGCUGCACACGUGGGAUGGGCCGGAGCGAUUGGCGCCCUUUCAUCUACGGGGGCGUAUCAGCCUGUGUAGCAGAAUUCGGAACCUUUCCAAUUGAUACGACCAAAACAAGAUUACAAAUUCAGGGUGGAAAAUGUGACGCUGGUGAAGUUGUAGCCAAAAGAUAUCGGGGUAUGCUUCAUGCCCUCCUCAAGAUAUCCAGUGAGGAGGGAGUUCGUGCAUUAUACUUUGGAAUUGCACCCGCUGUCCUCCGACAAGCUACUUAUGGCACAAUCAAAUUCGGUAUUUAUUACACCCUCAAGCAGAUGAUAGUUCAGAAUCCUGAUGAAGAAAGAUUGGGAAUCAAUGUAUUUUGUGCAGUCACGGCAGGCGUGGUCUCCAGCGCCAUGGCUAAUCCCACAGAUGUGCUUAAAGUGCGACUGCAGAGUGGCCGUACCGACUUUAAAGAAAAAAGCCUCUUGCAGGCAUUCGUUAGUAUAUAUAACCAAGAAGGUAUCCAGGGUCUGUGGCGAGGUGUGUGUCCAACAGCUCAAAGAGCAGGCGUGAUAGUUGGUGUGGAGUUACCGAUUUACGAUAUGUGUAAACAUUACUUCAUUAAAAUGAAUAUAUUGCCUGACAAUGCUACGAAUCAUUUCUUGUCUAGCUUCAUAUCCAGCCUUGGUGGUGCAGUUGCAUCGACCCCAUUAGAUGUUGUUCGGACUCGAUUAAUGAAUCAAAGGAGGCUUAAAUCUUCCCCAGCAGCCUUAAGUGGAAAUGGAGCUGUAUGCACCUCAAGCAUAUACAACAGUACUGUGGACUGUUUAGUACAGACUGUGAAGUCAGAGGGACCUUUGGCGUUAUACAAGGGUUUCAUCCCUACUUGGCUGAGACUGGGGCCAUGGAACAUAAUCUUCUUUGUCACCUUCGAACAAUUGAAGAAGUUCUAUUAGGUGUUGGAGAAUUAGGGAAAGCUCAAAUGCCAGUGAAAAGGAGUUCCUGUAACAUUUCAGAAGGUUUAUUUAAUGACCUAAAGAAGAUCUUCGUGUAUUAAAAUAUUCACUGCUGCUCGAUAUUUGUAAUUUAAUCCUGCAAAAAUAAAAAAUCUCGGGAGGGUCAGUGUACUUUCCAAAAUAAAGCUGUAUUAUCAAAACAGCAUUGUGCCCUUUUUAUAUUUUGUAUCUAUUACUGUGUAAUAAAAGCAAAAUUGGGAUUGUGUAUGAUCCUUCAAAUUUUGUAGCUAUCUGUUGUAUAUCUUAGGAAAUUUGUAAAUCCUGAGACAAUCUGUUAAGAAUUAUAAAUGAAAUGUCUUGUGCAAGUCUGUUUUGCACAACAGACUUGAUGGUUUGAAUUUUUUUUUAAACACUUGUAUUAAAUUAGUACAUAACAGAUACAACAAGCGUAAUAUUCCAUCUUCGUAGGGUGCUGAUAUUGUCAAAUAUAAUAGAUUUGCGUAUGCUAAUUAUAUCUGGUAUUCCUUAGUAUUGCAUUCCACAGUCUUGCAAUGGGAUGCAUGCAUAAUCUUUUGUAAAGUUUUUCUUACCAGUGGUGUAUAUAUUUUUUUCUUUGGAAGAUCAAGUGUUUUGAAAGAUAUAGUAACCAAAGAUUAUGUAAUCAGAGUAUCAGGGCAUUGGAGAUGUGCGUCAAACGUGAGUAAACUGAUUUUUGUGUGAUUUUUGUUUGCAGUAUUACUUACUAAAUUGAUAACACAAAGUCAGCCUCAUGUGAAAUGCACCUUUGCCAUGUUUGUAACUGCAGUCAUCUUAUCUGUUGAAGUGUAACGCUAAAGUUCUUUAUUUUUGUAGUGCGCAUGACACUGAAUGGUAACUUACAAUAGUUAGGAAAUCAUUUUGUUAAUUAUUAGUGUUAUUUGUUUUAUACAGAUAGUAUAAAAUUUCAUGCAAAGUUUUUAAAUUUUGUAAUUAUUAUUUUUAUAGAAAUACAAUACAGUACGUACUUGUUUUGUUUUGAAAAGUAUGAAUGUGUAUAUUGUGGAGCAUGAGAAUAACUUAUUCUUCCAAAUAAAAGUUUUUUGUAA